CAAACGCGUCUGCGUCUGUCUUACAAACGCAUCAUUAAGUAAAGCCAGAAAGUAUAUAGAGUCUAGUUACAGAAAACAAGAAUAUUUAUGAAUUCCGAGCAUACUUGAAAUACUGGAUCUUUCAAUAGCACCUCUUUUGAAAACCAAGAAAUGCCUUAAUCAUGUCUACGGAUUUUACAUCUCAAACGAAGGAUCAUUUCAUACCAGUGCUCUUAAACGAAUGCAGUAUUGACUCUCCAUCAUUUCGUGCUAGCAUUUACUUCUUGGGCAACCAACUUCGAGCUUAUAGCCAAUGGUCUGAGGAGUUUUUGUGCUUGUGUCAAAAAUAUAUACAGGCAAUUGAAUCUAUGGAGCCAAUCGUUGCGAGCAUUUCCUUCCAGACAAUGCCUUCCAUCAUUUCUUGCGGAUUUUUUGAUCCUGAUUAUGCCACCACUGCCCUCUUGCACGGUCAGGAAUUAUUUCGCUCUUCCUUUUUAGUCCAAUUGGAACAAGCAAAAAAUAUACGCAAGUAUAUUAUCAACCCUAUGGAGUUGUUUCAUGAAUCUAGAUUGCGGCCUUUGCUUCAACUUGAUGAGCGCUAUCGCACCGAACAAGAGCAUUAUGAUGCUGAGAUUCUGAGGUAUGCUUCUUUGGGUCAAUUAAAGGAUCUCGCUCAAAUGCGUGAUGAAGCAAAAUCUCUUUACGAUGCUCGCAGCACAUAUUUUACUAUUGCUUUGCAAUACGUUGUACAAGUUGGCUCCUUCCACUCUUACAUGGACUCCAUUGCUUUAGAAAGUAUUAGUCGAUUCUCCAUCGAAACCUUUCGGCUUAGCAGUCGACUUCAUGAAUCGAACAUAAGCAUCAAUAAUCAGAUUGUACGCCUUUUGGCUUAUGGAAACAAGCUUAAGGAGUCCUAUCCCUCUCUUAAAAAAAUUAUCACGAACGUUUCCAAUCGAGUUGAAAAAGAAAUCUUAAAGCGUAUACAACCUCCUUCAAAUCUUGACGAAUACCGUAUUGGUACUCAGAAAGCUUCCAAUACGAUGGCUAGAAAGCGACAAGGUUGGCUUCUUCGAAACGUGAGUUCCACCAAACCCGACAAUAAAGCAAUUUGGAGAAAAUUGUGGUUCUUCAUUGAUAACGGCUAUUUUGGGUAUCUCACUGAUAAUGCGAACGGCGGUGUUUUUGAAAGUGAACGAAUCGGUGUCUUGCUUUGUAAGUUCAGCCUAUUGCCCAACAGUAAUCGAAGGUUUUGCUUUCAAAUAAAAACGAAAUCUUCUCUGUACAUUUUGCAAGCAGAAAAUCAAAAUGAUAUGCUAGAUUGGGGAAGCGUGCUUCAUAAUUCUCGUAUAUACUGCCUGAAUCAGAAAGUCCCUGCGGAUUUAGUUUUAUCUCCGACACUUCCUUCCUUUUCUGCAAGAUCAGUCGCUCCUACCGCUGGCCGUCGUCGUAAUCAGUCUAUUCCAAAAAAUGGUAAAUCUGCACGCACCCACACCCAUUCUGAAAAGCUUCUCUGUGGGCAAAGUAAUUAUGAGGUCUCAACAAUCAUGCGCUCAAAGAGUUUACCAAGUGUGCCUUCCCCACGGGACGUACUUCGCUCUACGGGUUCCCAUAACCGGCCAGAUCUCCUUGCCCCUUGGAGUAUAGUAGCUGCUCCAAUAAUAACAAGUCUUACCUCUGACACAAUUACUAGUUUCUUAGAUCACGAAGCAUUUUUUACUGGUAACUCACCGUCUGCACUUAUGGCUAACUUUUGGGGAUCAGUGAAUUAUGGUCAUGUUCUAGAACAACAAAACUUGAGUUUAAAAUCAGAUUUUGGGCUUUCUUACCAAAAAAUUUCAAGAGAGAUGGACUUGGAGUCUUUCCCAGCUGAGCUCAAAUUGAGAAAUGCAGAGUUUAAAGGAAUUUUUGGCGAGUUGGGGACUUCGGCAGUUUUGUUUGUAAGUCGCGUUGUGAGUAAGCGUGAAGGUCAGAUCAGGAUGCCUGGAAGAAUGUACUGCACUAUGCGUGGUGUUUUCAUUUAUUAUACAAUAUGUGGAUUGGUACUAAUAGAACAUAUUCCCAUCUCUAAAAUCUCAAAUAUAAAGUAUUUCACAAGUAGUAAAUGUGAUUACUUCUACUUGAGUGUAGAGAAAUUCGGUACACUCAGAUUUCGGCUAUACCUUGAUUCUUCAAAAAUAUUGCAUGACCGUUUAAAUAUUCUAAUUUACAAUUACGUUGCUGAUAAUCCUAUGAACAGCGUUCAACUACUGUCUCGAAUCCGCGAAGUCCAGAAACAAUAUACGUUUCAAAAACCGAGAACAGAUCAAUCUACCAUACCAGAUUUUGACGCUGUCGCUCGGCCACAAACUCAUUUUCGUGGACGAAGUAAAACACUCUCAGCACCAACAGGGAAUGUUUAUGUAGAAGAUGAGCAUGUAACUGAGCAAAUGAGAAGACUUAAUAUCGCCAGGCUUCCAAAAGAGACUGUUCAAGUAGCCCGAUCCGACCAUAUGGAUGAUAUAAUUCUUGACAAUAUUUACGAUGUUUCUUCCAAAGCUUUGUUUCAUAUUGUCUUUGGCGAUAAAAGUAAUUUCCUUCUAAGGUUGUAUAGGCUUCAUGGUAUUGAGGAUAUUGAACUUCUCCCAUGGAUACAGGACGAAGAGACAGGGAAAAAUUAUCGUUACAUAAAUUAUAAACUUCACUAUCGUGACUCGAAGGGUGUAUUUCAUUCACAGCAUUAUCAAGAUCGUCAAGUUCAGGAUAAGCGUAAUGAGUACAAUGUGUAUAUAUUAUCAUGGUACCAUCAACCUUGGGCUAUUCCCUACAAGGAUUGUUUCAGGCUGGUCCUAAAGACGUCCAUUUCUCAUUUAAAGAAAAAUAAAUGCAGACUUCUUCUUUCUAUAGGCAUUGAAUGGAUAAAAAAGCCUUUCGCUGUUUCUAAAGUUCUAGAAGCAGUAGCUCGAGAAGUCGCGCUCAAAUACAUGGAAUUAGAAGUGGGCUACCUCGAAAAGGCUGUUUUGGCUACUAAAAACCUUCCUAUUCUAGGUGUUGUCAAUCAAUAUGGUAAGGUUGGAGACUACUACGAGUCUGUCGUUUUUCAAAGAAAGCUGCCAUAUAUUUCGGAACUGAGAAGCCCUUCUAUGCUUAAGUUAAUACGUGACCAUAUAUGGUUAUUUUUGGGUGGACUUGCUAUGGACCUCUCUUUUCUACCCUGGUCUAUAUUGAGCAGCUUCUUGCGUUACACAUUUUCACAUUCGUUUGUAAUGGCUCUAUUGGCUCUCUCACUAAUUGUAAACAUUUUAUUAACAUUUAAUUUUGGGGAAAACUUUUGGACAGAACGGCAGGAUCAACAAUUCCUAAGUCGGGUAUUCGACGAUUUCAAACAACUGGAGACGUCUGCUCGCUAUGUCUAUAUGAAAGAUGUGGACGAUUUGUUGGUUGGUAUUCCUACUUAUACGCAUCCGAAUUUGACAGAAAAUGGAGAAUGUUUACGGUCGUUUAUUAAUUACUCUUCGCAAGCUAAAAAUCAUUGGUUGGAAAAAAGAAACCAUAUUGCAGAAAAAAGGAAAUUUGUUUUGAUGAAGCUAGCAUCCUUAAAUUAUUUUGAAUACCUAGUACACCAGGAUGCAAUAUAUCAACACAUUCAACAGGAACUAAAGACAUGCCAAAAAGCCAAGGUGUUAGGAUUAUAUCCGUUGCAGAUUGAAAAGUAUUGUUCAUCUUGCGAAGAAGAAUGGCAAAAUCGCACUAGUUUUUUUGGUGAAAAUAAUCUUGCUACGAGACUCAUCAGUUUAGAUACUCAAGCAUUUUCAAAAGAACCACAAAAAAUAUAUAUGGACUAAGUACAAUUGACUAACGAAUUACAGAAAAGAUUUCAUUACGUUUUUAUUUAUAAUCUAUAAUUUCUAC
Messenger RNA from Schizosaccharomyces cryophilus OY26, 3867 nucleotides. RefSeq names its product pleckstrin y domain-containing protein. Gene Ontology annotation, molecular function: protein binding; GTPase activator activity. Bases 162 to 3800 code for a protein of 1212 amino acids. The record is from RefSeq and is a predicted model, not a curated record. Gene Ontology annotation, cellular component: cytoplasm. The transcript has 4 exons. NCBI's taxonomy places the organism in Eukaryota, Fungi, Ascomycota, Schizosaccharomycetes, Schizosaccharomycetales, Schizosaccharomycetaceae.